Molecule: messenger RNA, 685 nt
Organism: Radiomyces spectabilis
Lineage: Eukaryota; Fungi; Mucoromycota; Mucoromycetes; Mucorales; Radiomycetaceae
Product: V-type proton ATPase proteolipid subunit
Exons: 5
Coding region: 77-622 (181 amino acids)
Biological process (GO): proton transmembrane transport
Cellular component (GO): proton-transporting V-type ATPase, V0 domain
Molecular function (GO): proton-transporting ATPase activity, rotational mechanism
Source: RefSeq, a predicted model, not a curated record
CAAACUUUGUUUUUCUGUUUUUCUCUUAGUUCCUUUUUCUCGUAGCUCAUAACUGUCACACUAUAUAAACCACAUCAUGGCUGAUUAUUGUCCUGUCUACGCCCCAUUCUUUGGUUCCAUGGGCUGCACUGCCGCCAUUGUUUUUAGCUGUCUUGGUGCGGCUUAUGGCACAGCUAAAUCUGGUGUUGGUCUUUCUGCUAUGGGUGUUCUGCGCCCUGACCUCGUCUUGAAGUGUAUCGUCCCCGUUGUCAUGGCCGGUAUCUUGGGUAUUUACGGUGUCGUCGUUUCCGUACUUUUAUCGGGUGGAUGUAAGUGGACGAAUCUUAACAACUCUAAAAAAUUGACUAUUCAUCUUUCCGCUGCAGUGGCCAUCAAGCAAACGCUUUUCAGCGGUUUCAUUCAACUUGGUGCUGGAUUGUCGGUUGGUCUUGCCUGUCUUGCCGCUGGUAUUGCUAUUGGUAUCACGGGCGACGCCGGUGUACGUGCUACUGCUCAACAGCCACGCAUGUUUGUAGGCAUGAUUUUGAUUCUUAUUUUCGCCGAAGUCUUGGGUCUUUACGGUUUGAUUGUUGCGCUGAUCUUGAAUACCAAAGCCUCUGGCGGAGAAAGCCUCUGUAACUAAUUGACAGAACAAACAAGCUAUCAAAUAGCAAAAAUAAAACGGUCUGCCUGUAUCGCACUGCAA